Molecule: messenger RNA, 1374 nt
Organism: Pectinophora gossypiella (pink bollworm)
Lineage: Eukaryota; Metazoa; Arthropoda; Insecta; Lepidoptera; Gelechiidae
Product: putative nuclease HARBI1
Exons: 2
Coding region: 163-1215 (350 amino acids)
Source: RefSeq, a predicted model, not a curated record
UAUGGUUCUUCCUCACUGGAGGUGAGUAAAAAUUGAGGAAUGAACUGUCAAAUGUAAGGUACCUCGUGACCAACCUUAAGGACUACUCAACGCUUGAAAUCCGUGCGAACGCUUGUUGUGACGAUACUUUUUAUAUUACAAACUUCGAUUUUUGUUAUUAAAAUGAGUGAUAGUGACUUAUAUAGUGACUUUGAAGAGUUUAUGGAUUAUGUUUAUGAUAAUCCUUACGAUUAUCCGGCGCGGAAAUAUAUCAGAGACGCUCAAAACCCUUUGGAAUGUUACGACGAAGAACAAUUUCAAAAACGCUUUCGAUUUAGGAAAGAUACCGUUGUUCAUAUGAUAUUGCCACUGAUUGGAUUGCAAUCAAAUGUAACCAACAAAGGGUUACCUUUACCACCCAUAUUGCAACUACUCAUAGCGUUAAGAUUUUAUGCUACAGGAAACUUCCAGAUUGUUUGCGGAGACCUGCAUAAGAUCAGUCAGCCAGUUGUAUCUAAAAUCGUGGCUAAGCUAUCGAAAAUAUUAGCAAUGAAAGUAGUUGAGUUUAUCAAGUUCCCUGGAGCACACGAGAGAGCCAACGUGAAGAGAGCAUUUUACCAACGUGCUCAAUUCCCAGGGGUAAUCGGGUGCAUUGACUGCACUCACGUACCAAUUAAAAAUCCGAGUCGGGAAAAUGGAGAACUUUUCAGAAAUAGAAAGGGUGAGUUCUCUAUAAAUGUACAACUAAUAUGCGGGCCACAAAUGUUGAUUUACGACAUUGUGGCGAGGUGGCCAGGAUCUGCCCAUGAUUCCCGCAUAUUCAGCAACAGCCGUUGUAGUAUGCGCUUUGAAGAAGGGGAUUUAGUAGGUGCUGGCAUACUUUUAGGGGACAGUGGAUAUGCACAGUCGUCUUACACGUAUACUCCCGUGCUAAAUCCACAAACACCAGAUCAGGAGCGCUACAACAGAUCCCAUAUCAGUACUAGAAAUAUUAUAGAAAGGCUGAAUGGUGUCCUGAAAAGAAGAUUUGCUUGUUUAAGCAGGAAGCUUAAGAACAAAAUAAAAAAUGUCCCUAACAUCAUCGUGGCAUGUGCUGUAUUGCACAAUAUCAGUGUUAACACUAACCAAGAAAUGCCAGAACCCUUGAGGUCAAGGAUAGACCCACCAACACCUGUUCCAGACAAUGAACGAGGUAGUAUUAUAAGAGCUAGUUUUAUCGCAAGACAUUUUAGUUAAGUAUAAUUUUGUUAUGUUAGUUAUGUUUCCUCAGCAAAAAGAACGCCUUUUGUACCACUUGCUUCUUGUAUUUAAAUAAUAAAGAGUUACUGUAUUGUAUUAUGUACUAGUUUAGUUUCUAUCUAGAUGUUAGAUAUGUAUUAAAUACCUAUAAUAUUA